Molecule: messenger RNA, 1890 nt
Organism: Odobenus rosmarus divergens (Pacific walrus)
Lineage: Eukaryota; Metazoa; Chordata; Mammalia; Carnivora; Odobenidae
Gene: WFIKKN2
Product: WAP, follistatin/kazal, immunoglobulin, kunitz and netrin domain containing 2
Exons: 2
Coding region: 169-1890 (573 amino acids)
Biological process (GO): negative regulation of transforming growth factor beta receptor signaling pathway
Cellular component (GO): extracellular region
Molecular function (GO): receptor antagonist activity; transforming growth factor beta binding; serine-type endopeptidase inhibitor activity
Source: RefSeq, a predicted model, not a curated record
CAGCCCAGCGGGCUCCACUGACUUGGUGGAGGCGGCCGCGGCGGCUGCGAGGAAGCCCGCCGGGGUGGGGAGGGCAGGUGUCUGCAGCCCAGAGAAGGAGAAGGCCCCGGUGGGCCCCAGCCCCUGGCCCCGUCGCAGGGGAGGUCUCGAGCCACCGCAGAUCGCAUCAUGGGGGCCCUGGGGUGCUGCCGGCUCUGGUCCCCCUGGGCGCAGGCGGCACUUCUCCUGCUGCUGCUCGGGGCGCCCCCAAGGGGCCUGGCACUGCCGCCUAUCCGCUAUUCCCAUGCGGGCAUCUGCCCCAACGACAUGAACCCCAACCUCUGGGUGGAUGCCCAGAGCACCUGCAAGCGGGAGUGUGAGACGGACCAGGAGUGCGAGACCUAUGAGAAGUGUUGCCCAAACGUGUGCGGGACCAAGAGCUGUGUGGCCGCCCGGUACAUGGACGUGAAAGGGAAGAAGGGCCCGGUGGGCAUGCCCAAGGAGGCCACCUGCGAUCACUUCAUGUGUCUGCAGCAGGGCUCCGAGUGUGACAUCUGGGACGGCCAGCCCGUGUGUAAGUGCAAAGAUCGCUGUGAGAAGGAGCCCAGCUUCACGUGCGCCUCCGACGGCCUCACCUAUUAUAACCGCUGCUACAUGGACGCCGAGGCCUGCUCGAAGGGCAUCACGCUGGCCGUCGUCACUUGCCGCUACCACUUCACGUGGCCCAACACCAGUCCCUCGCCGCCCGAGACCACCGUGCACCCCACCACGGCCUCCCCUGAGACGCCGGGGCUGGAUAUGGCGGCCCCGGCUCUGCUCCACCACCCUGUGCACCAGUCGGUCACCGUGGGUGAGACGGUGAGCUUCCUGUGUGAUGUGGUGGGCCGGCCCCGGCCCGAGAUCACCUGGGAGAAGCAGCUGGAAGAUCGCGAGAACGUGGUCAUGCGGCCCAACCACGUGCGCGGCAACGUGGUGGUCACCAACAUCGCCCAGCUGGUCAUCUACAACGCGCAGCCCCAGGACGCUGGCAUCUACACCUGCACGGCCCGGAAUGCCGCCGGGGUCCUGCGCGCCGACUUCCCGCUGUCCGUGGUCAGGGGGGGUCAGGCGGUGGCCACCUUGGAGAGCACCCCCAAUGGCACGGCCUUCCCCGCGGCCGAGUGCCUGAAGCCCCCCGACAGUGAGGACUGCGGCGAGGAGCAGACCCGUUGGCACUUCGACGCGCAGGCCAACAACUGCCUCACCUUCCCCUUUGGCCACUGCCACCGCAACCGGAACCACUUCGAGACCUACGAGGCCUGCAUGCUGGCCUGCAUGAGCGGGCCACUGGCCGUGUGCAGCCUGCCCGCCCUGCAGGGGCCCUGCAAAGCCUACGCGCCCCGCUGGGCCUACAACAGCCAGGCCGGCCAGUGCCAGUCCUUCAUCUACGGCGGAUGCGACGGCAACGGCAACAACUUCGAGAGCCGCGAGGCCUGCGAGGAGUCCUGCCCCUUCCCUCGGGGGACCCAGCGCUGCCGGGCCUGCAAACCGCGGCAGAAGCUCGUCACCAGCUUCUGUCGGAGCGACUUCGUCAUCCUGGGCCGCGUGUCCGAGCUGACCGAGGAGCCCGACGCAGGGCGGGCCCUGGUGACCGUGGACGAGGUCCUCAAGGAUGAGAAGAUGGGCCUCAAGUUCCUGGGCCAGGAGCCGCUGGAGGUCACCCUGCUCCACGUGGACUGGAGCUGCCCCUGCCCCAACGUGACGGCGGGCGAGACGCCACUCAUCAUCAUGGGCGAGGUGGACGGCGGCAUGGCCGUGCUGCGGCCGGAUAGCUUCGUGGGAGCGUCCAGCAGCCGGCGGGUCAGGAAGCUGCGUGAGGUCCUGCACAAGAAGACCUGCGACGUCCUCAAGGAGUUUCUGGGCUUGCGCUGA